Molecule: messenger RNA, 270 nt
Organism: Prunus armeniaca (apricot)
Lineage: Eukaryota; Viridiplantae; Streptophyta; Magnoliopsida; Rosales; Rosaceae
Source: the annotation of a GenBank genome assembly
AUGGGACAACCUCACACACUAUUAUCCAAAGUAGAAAACUGUUGGAGGUUUGAAAAAGGUUUUUCCACAGUUGCAAUUUUAAGGAUUUUGGAUUUGUGGCAGCUCGCUUGCAUGGUGUAUCACAUUUGCUUACCAUUCUCAGUAUCUCCAAAAGCAGUCUCUAGAAAACCAACACGAGCUCCGUAUCUCAAAUUUGCUUACCAAUGUUGCGUUUCAGAAAGAGCAGGAUCUUCAUCUCUGCAGGAAUACCAAAACUACAACACAACCUGA